Periconia digitata is the source of this 1121-nucleotide messenger RNA. Lineage: Eukaryota; Fungi; Ascomycota; Dothideomycetes; Pleosporales; Periconiaceae. The record is from the annotation of a GenBank genome assembly.
UCAGACCUAACAAUAGGACAUCUUGGCUUGCGGACAGGCAGUGUGCACGGCGUUUUUAUUUCUCGCCCUUUUGAACAAUGUUCCGAUCGGGCGAAGCACCGAGUUCGCGCGAUGUUUUCUUUUUGAUGUAAUUGCGAGGAAGAUGACUCGAAUCCUUCCGUCGGCGAGAGCGGGUGUCUAUUGGAGCCGAGUUGGCAGUGAGCUCGGGUUCCGUAUCGCGUUUCAGAUUGCUGAGGUGAUAAUAGUGCCGUUAACUUAUACAUAUCUGCUAUGUAAAGACUUGUCGGACGCAAUCUAUGCGAGAUAAAUGAUCAUAAUGUCACUAAUCUAUAUUAUAAAUUCUCCUAUUGCGUACGUGCUAGAAAGCAUCGAAUACAUGCACCGGUACGACCCGUGGGCUGUCGCAGUUUUACAUUCGUAAAUUGUUGUCUCGGCUACUUACAUUCUCAGUCGCGGUGUUGCUGCGAAUUACCUAGGCGUAAUCACAUCAACCAACCACGCCGCCGGACAUAUACUCACAGCUCAGCCAUCCGGACUGUGUCUCUUCAGCUGAUGUCUUGAACGAACAUGAAAAUGCUCUACUCGGGCGGAAAUCUAGGUCAGAUCGUUCUUGGACCAUUCGCCGUGCAGGCGGUUCGUUUAGAUGGAAUGAUGUUAAUUGACCCACGGUGGUCGCGAGGGUGGGCACGACGGAAUGGCUCAGCAGGAUGUGUGGGGUUAUGGGGCCGGGGGGUACUCACGACAGCCCGGAUAUCCCUUAUUCAAACAACACUACAAGAAGGUAGCCCGACUAGGUAACCAGUGAAGCUAAUAUAGGCCCGACAUCAAAGGUGAACCAACUCUUGCGGAAUCCGAACCACAAACUUCAGAUUUGCUGUAGCCCAUCCAAGUAAAGAUGUUCAACCAUCUAAAAGCAAUUUGAACCAACCCCGGGUUUCAGCGUAAGUACAUCUGACGUAGCUACAGCAGUAACUAGAUCCUUCGGCGAAUUCAAGCAUCCUUCGCCCAAGGCUUGACUGCGCAUCCAUCCUUUCAUUUUCCAUCGCAUCAGCUCGCUGUGUUUCGUUGUUUUCAUUCGUAAACCUCCCAAAGAGGACUAUGCGUCGUCCUCUGCCAGCGCU